This is a messenger RNA of Aplosporella prunicola CBS 121167, 1676 nucleotides long. RefSeq lists its product as uncharacterized. The record is from RefSeq and is a predicted model, not a curated record. Lineage: Eukaryota; Fungi; Ascomycota; Dothideomycetes; Botryosphaeriales; Aplosporellaceae. The transcript is spliced from 2 exons. The coding region runs from base 26 to 1459 and encodes 477 amino acids.
ACCUUGCCCCGGUGCUGCCACAACCAUGGCGCACGUCUACAAUAGCCAGUUGGAUGCCUUCACUCUUUAUCAUCAGGUGCAAGAGGAGAAGAAACCCCAUUCUUCCAUCGGCCCCGCUCUGCCAGCACUCGGUCACGCCACGUCCGGGGCGAUCGGGUCAGCACUCGCGCACUUAGCGAUCUAUCCGCUGGAUCUGAUCAUCACGCGGCUGCAGGUGCAGUCACAGUUCAAGAGCUCGGCUGAAGACGGCGACGACGACGAAUAUGCGGAUGUUGUGGACGCGAUCAAAAAGAUCUACGCACGCGAAGGCGGCUUGACCGCAUUCUACAGUGGCGUGGGCCAUGACACAGCCAAGAGCAUCGCGGACAACUUUUUGUUCUUUUUAGCGUACAAUUUUGUGCGCGAGGCGCGGCAGCGCGCGCGCAGCGACGGCAAGGCGUUGCCCGUGCUGGAAGAAAUCGCGGUCGGCAUGCUUGCUGGUGCGUUUUCCAAAUUUUGGACCACGCCCGUGCAGAACAUUGUCACGCGCAAGCAGACGGCGUCGAUGGUGGCUGCGCGCUCCAAGACGAGCAGCGUCAGUCCCCAGCUCAGCACCAAGGAUAUUGCGCUGCAGAUUAAAGACGAGAAGGGCCUGCAAGGCUUCUGGACGGGCUACUCGGCCCAGUUGAUAUUGACUAUCAACCCGGCGCUGACGUUCCUGCUGCAUGAGACGCUGCUGCGCACACUGGUCCCCAAAUCCAGACGCGCGGAUCCGGGCCCAAGGCUCACGUUUCUGGUUGCCGCGUUGAGCAAGGCGAUAGCGUCUACAAUCACGUAUCCCGUCUCUCUGGCGAAGACGCGCGCACAGGUGUCGUCGCAGUCACCUGCCUCAACCGCAGAUGCAGAGCCUUUGCAGGAGAAGGCGUCCGAUGCAGAGGCAGUCAAAAAAGCGAGAAAAGCAAGCCGCGCCACAAUAUUCGGCUCUAUUCUCGAGCUAGCGCGCAGAGAAGGCGUGGCAGGCUUGUACCAGGGCCUUGGAGGAGAAGUGUUGAAGGGCUUCUUCACGCACGGGCUAACCAUGCUGCUGAAGGAGCGGAUACACGGGGUGGUGAUUCAAUUGUAUUUUUUGGUACUCAAGGCGCUGAAGAAGUAUCCAAGCCCACACGAGCUGGCCGCACAGACGGUGCCGGAAGGUUUCAAGGAAGGGUUCGAGAACGUUUCAACGCAGGUGCAGGAUGGGUUCAAGGCGGCGGCGGGCCAGGCACAACAGGGCCUUCAGGCGGGAAUGGAAUCGGGUAGGGAAAUUGUGUCAGAGGCGCAAGAAGGAUUCAAGGCUGGGGUGGAGUCGUCGCGAGAAGUGGCGUCGGGCGCAGCAUCACACGCGCACAAGGCGAUGGAGAAGGGACGCGCCCAAGUGGGGGACGCGUACGGGAAGGGCAAGGAAUGGUUGAGGGACAACGGCGACGGGCAGAAGGAUUGAUGCCUGAGCGCGACACGCGCCUGAUGUAGCCGGGAGUCCCAUGGCGGCGUGGUUGUGCGUGUAGCGGGCGUAGCGAGAAGUAGGCGAUGCGGUGAGGGCGCGCGGGAACGGGAAAAGGAAACGAGCGUCGACGGACGCGGGCAACGUACGGGAGGCGGACGGGAGGGGGGGUCUUUUGGAGUCGCGGGCGCGCUCACAACAAUGGAUUGAGGCCGUC